GAUCAUGUCGAAGGUCGCAGAGAGGAAAAUCAUGAACGAAAAGAUCGCGAAGGUCCGUGAAGUGGUUCAUGGCGUAUGUACAAAUGAUAUUAUAUUGGCUUUGUACUCGUUAGAUAUGAAUGUUGAAAAGACCAUCCAAGCGUUCUGCGAAGACGGAGCGUCGGAAGUGCUUGACGACUGGGUGCGACCGGCUGGCGGCUCUUCUAAGAACAAGAAUAAGAAGAAGAAGAACAAGCAACAGGUAGAGCCUCAGGAAUCAGCCGUAGCGCCACCAGUAGCAGCCGCAACCGCCGCUGCUGUUCCUUCUACGGCCUCCGCUUCUAAGGCGGCCAAGGUUUGUAUUGAUAAUGUUUGUUCUGCAUGCCGAGGGACUUUCAUAGUGUGGCAUCGGCGUAGUUUCUCGAUACGGCCAUUGCCCGCAAUUUUUCAGGCUCUUCGCGCGGCUGUUACGGAUCUUGCCGAAACGACACCUCGAGGAGCACCGGCUGCGCCAACGGCUGCAACUGGCAUGCCAAAAGCUGUGUCUCCAGUGCAGGCUGCUGCUAUUAAACACGCCACAAGCCAGUCUAGCAUUUCAAGCUCGCUCGGAGCAGAUUCUGGUGUAAAUCUCAGCCCCACACACAAAGAGGAGAAAAAGCCGGCAUCAGAAAGCAAGCCGAAGCCCGCCAAGGUUGUCAGUGGUGGUAUUAUGAUGCAGUCAGAUGCACUAACGGCUGAACAGUUGGAAGCUUUGCAACGCUCUUUGACUGAGCAGUUGGCUGCUUGCGGCAUCGAUGCGUCGAUCCUGUCUGGUGUCGCUGGAGGCGACAUGCCGGUCCGUCGUCCUCGAAAGGCGGACGGACCUAGGAGAGGAGGAAUCGUGAAGAACGAAAGGACUUCUAUACGUCCUCAACUAUCUAUUCUUUAG
Haemonchus placei is the source of this 907-nucleotide messenger RNA. The record is from the annotation of a GenBank genome assembly. NCBI's taxonomy places the organism in Eukaryota, Metazoa, Nematoda, Chromadorea, Rhabditida, Trichostrongylidae.